Molecule: messenger RNA, 1657 nt
Organism: Marmota flaviventris (yellow-bellied marmot)
Lineage: Eukaryota; Metazoa; Chordata; Mammalia; Rodentia; Sciuridae
Gene: Dnaaf4
Product: dynein axonemal assembly factor 4
Biological process (GO): outer dynein arm assembly; epithelial cilium movement involved in extracellular fluid movement; inner dynein arm assembly
Molecular function (GO): nuclear estrogen receptor binding
Source: RefSeq, a predicted model, not a curated record
GGCAGCAACCCGCCGACCCUCCCGCUCCUGUCACUCCCGGGAUGCCGCUGCUGGUUAGCAAUUACAGCUGGCAGCAGACCAAGACUGCGGUCUUCCUCUCCUUGCCCCUCCGAGGCGUCUGUGUCAGAGACGCGGACGUGUUCUGCACCGAAAACUAUCUCAAGGUGAACUUUCCUCCAUUUUUAUUUGAGGCAUUUCUCUAUGCUCCCAUAGACGAUGCAAGCAGCAAAGCAAAGAUUGGGAAUGACACUAUUGUUUUCACUUUGUAUAAAAAAGAAGCGGUCAUGUGGGAGACGCUUUCUAUGUCAAGUGUGGACAAAGAGAUGAUGCAGAUAAUAAGAGAAAAAUCUAUUUUACAAGCACAGGAGAAAGCAAAGGAGGCUACAGAAGCAAAAGCUACAGCAAAGCGAGAAGAUCAAAAAUAUACACUAAAUGUCAUGAUGCAGAUUGAAGAAGAAGAGAGGAAGAAGAUAGAAGAUAUGAAAGAAAAUGAACGAAAAAAAGCAACUAAAGAAUUGGAAGCCUGGAAAGAGUGUCAAAGAAAAGCUGAAGAACGAAAAAGAAUUCAGAAAGAAGAGAAAUUACAUCAACAAGAAAAGCAAAUUGACGAAGAAAGAAAAAAAUUAAGACAUAAAAAUCUCACUAAAAAUUCAACAUCUAAAAAUCUUGCCACAAAAGAGAGAAAUUCAGAAAAUAUAUUUUUGGGGAAGUUAAAGGAAGACUGUAUUCCUGCACCUCGCUCUGUUGGAAAUAUUAAAAUCAACUUCACCCCUCGAGUAUUCCCAACUGCACUCCGUGAAUCAAAAGUAGCAGAAGAAGAGGAGUGGCUACAUAAACAAGCUGAGGCACGAAAAGCGAUGAAUACUGAUAUUCCUGAAUUUUGCGACUUAAAAGAAGACGAAAAGAACCCAGAAUGGUUGAAGGAGAAAGGAAACAAAUUGUUUGCAACAGAGGACUAUUUGGCAGCUAUUAAUGCAUACAAUUUAGCCAUAAGACUGAAUAACAAGAUUCCUCUAUUAUAUUUGAAUCGGGCUGCUUGCCACCUAAAACUAAAAAACUUACACAAGGCCAUUGAAGAUUCUUCUAAGGCUCUGGAGUUACUGACACCACAUGUUGCAGACAAUGCUAAUGCAAGAAUGAAGGCACAUGUACGACGUGGAACAGCAUUCUGUCAACUGGAAUUGUAUGUAGAAGGCCUACAGGAUUAUGAAGCUGCACUUAAGAUUGAUCCAGCUAACAAAAUUGUGCAAAAUGAUGCUGAGAAGAUUCGGAAUAUAAUUCAAGGAACAGAAUUAAAAUCUUAAUGACUUCAAGAAGCGACUAGGUACUAGCAUUAGGUAUUAUUUUAUGUUUUUCAAAAAUAACUGGAGAGACUAGGACUAUUUGUACAUAUUAUGGCUGAUUGUGCAUACUCUUUAGUACUCUUUGUGAAGAGGGGAAAAUAUUAUAAAUCUAUAGAAAAAGAAAUGUUUGCUUUGAAUCAUUUUUGAAUAAGUAAAUCAAAAUAAGAAUAAUCUAUUUUAAUAGUUUGCUUCCUCACAUUAGCAGGCAAUUUAUACUUUUUAAAAAACUGAAUUACACUUGUUCUUUUAACAAAAUUGUUUGACUCCAGAACACUUACUGAUUUUUAAUGUUUAACAAGGUAGAAUUUGUUUUA